GCGUUCUCAAGCGCCCGCCGCUUGUUCGCCAGCGCUCCGACCACCAGUCGAGGUGCACGCGCGUCCGAGGACCAGGCUCAGAGGACCGCUGCGCGGCUGCCCAGAGAAAGUGCCGGCCGGGGGGGGCCCGCGAGCGGCAGCUCUUCUGCCAGGGCGGCCCCCCCGGCCUUCCUAGAAGAGAAGGAACUGCUAUGAUCGGCGUCGUGCUGCGCGGUCCUCGACGCCCGACGUCUGCGGGCCGGCGAGGCCCUGCCCCCUCAGUGGAGGAACAGAAGGCUGCGUAAAACAGAAACUUUCAGAGGUCCGCGUGGAUGUCCUGGAUCUGUUGGAGGCCUGAAAAUUGGCACCAACACCAAUACAAGUUUUCAACAUGUCGCAACAUAUCUGACCCCAAUACUGCCACCAUCGUCGAGACCGGGAUCGUUUUCCCACGGUGCCGGCAGACCACAGAUAUUGGUGCUGGAGGAGGAGGAGGAGGAGGGAGGAGGGAGGAGGAGGAGGAGGAGGAGGAGGAGGAGGGGGAGGAGGAUCCCAAGGAAUCCUGGCGGAGCUCCGCACGCUUCGAGGCUCGCGUGUGCUCUGCCUGGCUCGCUCCUCGUCGGCCUCAGGCCAGCAGCUGCGGCGUCCCGAGCUGCUGCGGCGGGGGCGACCACUCCGCGGCGCACCCCGAGCUCGGGGUCAGCGGGGCCUCGUCGGGCCGCACGGCGGCGGACGACUUCGACCCCGCGGGCGAGCGCGGCGCGCCCGCGGCGCCCGCCGCCCGCGCGGCGUCGCUGGCGUGCCAGGCGGCCAGCAGCCCCAGGAGGCGGACAUGUUGAGGCUCGUGAAGAAGACGGCCAACACGUGGUAGGCCACCAGCACCCCGGUGCUGCCUGCGUGGUCGACAAGCUUGUGGUACUGGGAGGAGGUGAGCGACAAUAUCCACAGUAUGGUGGCUGGCACUCGACCCACCGCGAAUGCGAGGUACGUCAAAAACCAGUGCAACUGCACGGCCCCCGGCCUCAGAAGCCAAGCCGGAGGGGGGUCCGUUGCCACAGCUAUCUCCCGCCUUAGCAUGAACACCACGGGCAUCUCGAAGAUCAGGCCCUGCACCAUGACUCCCCCCAGCAGCCCAGUGGCGAGCGAGAAAAUGUAGGCGAACAGCGUGACGGUGUGGUGGAUCCAUUCAUAUACAUAACGAGCAUGACUGUGUUUGGUGUGCAGCACAGGUUCAAUGGGAACAGGGCCAUCCCGUCGCCGCCUUCCUGCGUCAGACCCUGGCCGAGAAAAUUACGGGUCUCGCAGUCCUCCCAAAUGUUGAUUGCCCAGUGGGCCACGGCCAUGCAGAACAGGACCUGGUGAGCGGGGCCGUAGUUCACCAGGAGCUCAAACAUAUGGUCCGCUGCAGCAAAGCUGGGGGCCAAAAGGACCACACCUGCCAACGCGGCGGCGACGCAGUAAACUUGCAUUCGUCGCAAUUUCCUCAGAUAGAAAGACCUGUCGUCGAGAGGCUCUUCUGCGGACGUGGAGCCAGCAACCCAGCCCAAGUCCUUUACACUUCCGAGUCUCUUUGCCGUCGACAGGGCGCCCUGGUAUAGGCGUGCAGGGCCUCCAACAAGGAGGAACCAUAGAAGAGCCCAAACGAGGCAGAGGAACACCAGAGACGGGCCCGUGAACAACCAACCAUACUCGGCCGAUGGCUGCGUGAUGCUCACCAUCUGAAAUGGGCGCUCGAGCCAA
This is a messenger RNA of Prorocentrum cordatum, 1719 nucleotides long. NCBI's taxonomy places the organism in Eukaryota, Dinophyceae, Prorocentrales, Prorocentraceae. The record is from the annotation of a GenBank genome assembly.